AUGAGUGAUGACAAGAAGCCAGUUUAUUCGGUGCAAAAAGGCAAAAGAGGACGGAAAUCCAAAGCAGAUGGACCAAGCAUUUCAAAGCGGCAGCGUCCGUUAAAUCGCUUUGAAAUGGAGCAGCCUAGUGAGAACGUUGGUACGUCUGCUAAGAAAUUAUCUGCAAAUAAUUCAGAUGAUAUUGAAGUGAAUCCUAGUGUUGGAUACAAGAUGAUAGACUUUUUGACAAUGUUUACAGCAAUUUCUCAAGUAGUUGUUUGUAAAAAGUGUAAGUCCGAUGUAGAAUUUACCGAAACGGGAAAUCGUGGCUUGGGUUUCAAGAUUGUGAUUACGUGUAAAGAAUGCGAUAAAGUUUUUGUUCCGAGCUGUUCAUUUAUUGAUAAAGCAUACAAAAUUAAUCGCAGAAUCAUUCUUGCAAUGCGAUUAAUCGGAGUGGGAUUACACGGCAUACAAAAAUUUUGUGCAUUCAUGGAUCUUCCACGGCCGAUUUUUCAUUCAUUUUAUGACUCUUUAGUGAAAUGUAUUCAUAGUGGUGCAGAAAUAAUGUGUGAGCAAAGUAUGAAGAAAGCUGCUCAAGAGGAAAAAGGAAAAACCGAUGAAUCGAGUAACUCCGGAGGAAUAGCUGUGUCCGGUGAUGGAUCAUGGCGAAAACGAGGAUUCUCGUCGCUUUUUGGAUUCGUCUCGCUAAUUGGAUGGAAGACUGGUAAAGUUGUGGACGUUUCGGUAAAAUGUAAGUACUGUAAAGCAUGCGAAUUUUGGAAAACGAAGGAAGGUACAGCAAAUUACGAGGAAUGGUUGGAAACCCAUGCCGACGAAUGCCAAGCUAACCACGAGGGCUCUUCGGGCCUCAUGGAAGUCAAUGCUGUUUGCGAAAUGUUCCAGCGCUCUAAAUCUUUACACAACCUGAAAUAUACUAGCUAUAUCGGAGAUGGAGACUCUAAGACAUAUACGGGUAUUGUAAAUUCAUCACCUUAUGAAGAUUCGAUUGUCCAGAAAAAAGAGUGUAUCGAUCACGUCCAGAAACGCAUGGGUACGCAUCUCCGGAAUUUAAAAAAGAAAACAAAGGGCCUCGGCGGAAAAGGUAAACUAACUGGCAAAUUGAUCGAUGAACUGUCAAUUUAUUAUGGUCUAGCGAUACGCAGAAAUCAUGAUUCUGUAGAGAAAAUGAGGACUGCGAUCUACGCAACGCUAGAUCACAAAUUAUCAACAGAUGCCAAGCCCAAGCACGAUCACUGCCCGAGCGGAGAAAAUUCGUGGUGCUCGUGGCAAAGGGCCAAGGCCACUGGAACUUUGGACGAAUAUACACAUAAACCACCUUUACAUGAAGAAGUGUACAAGACUAUAACUCCAAUUUAUGAAAAAUUAACCAGUGAUGACCUACUCACUCGUUGCAUAGGCGGCUUCACUCAAAACAGUAAUGAGAGUUUCAACGCUACAGUAUGGUCGAUGGCCCCAAAAGUGACAUCCAGUGGCAAAAAUGUACUUGACACAGCUGUAUAUAUUGCUGCAGGUACUUAUAAUGAUGGCCUCACAAGUGCCAUGAGAGUCAUGCAGAACAUAGGCAUCAAAAUUGGGCCAAACUGCUAUAAUUACUGUCAAGAGACUGAUCAAAACCGCAUCAAAUUAUCCGAUCGUUCGCUCUCAGAUGCUGCAAGAAGAUCUAGAAUCGAACAGAAGGCAUCCAGAAAGGAAGAAGAUGAGUUCCACGUGUCCAUGGAAGGUGAAAUGUACGGCGCAGGCAUCGCAGACUGA
This is a messenger RNA of Nylanderia fulva, 1752 nucleotides long. The record is from RefSeq and is a predicted model, not a curated record. NCBI's taxonomy places the organism in Eukaryota, Metazoa, Arthropoda, Insecta, Hymenoptera, Formicidae.